CUGUAGAACCGCGUUUGGGCGCACCGCAUGCAAUUUUCGCAACCCAGAGCGCCAAUUUUGCUUCAUCAAACAUGGAUUCUGAGCUUGACUUUACGGGUGCCAGCAUCGAGGAACUGCGUCACGCCGACGAUGACUCGCGCGGAGCCAACCCGGCCCAGGCGCGGCGCUACCAGCCGCCCCAGGCGCCCAGCAUCCAGCUUCCCAACCAGGACGCAGAGUACGUGAACCACAUCGCCAUCGACAUCGGCGGCUCCCUGAUUAAGCUCGUGUACUUCUCGCCUGAUCGCGACGAGGCGGCCCGCGACGGCAACGGCGGCGGCUCGGAGGGCAGCGGCAGCGGCUACUCGCCCUCGUCCUCGCCGGAGCCGGGUGGCAAUGGGCUGCUGUCGCAGUCAGCGCGGUCGCUGGGGCAGCAGACCACACAGCGAGGAGGCAAGCUGCACUUCUGCAAGUUUGAGACCAGCCGUGUGGAGGAGGCGAUCAGCUUCAUCGAGGCCAAGGGGCUGCACCGCUGCAGCGGGCGGCACGGGACCAAAGAGAUGCGGGUCAAGGCCACGGGCGGCGGCGCGUUCAAGUACGCGGACGUGUUCAAGGAGCGGCUGGGCGUGGUGCUGGAGAAGGAGGACGAGAUGGGCUGCCUGGUGUCGGGCUGCAACUUCCUGCUCAAGGCCAUCCACCACGAGGCCUUCACCUACGAGAGCGGCCAGACCACCUUCGUGCCCACCGGGGAGGACAGUGACGUGUACCCCUACCUGCUGGUCAACAUCGGCAGCGGCGUGUCCAUGGUCAAGGUCAGCGGCUACGGCAGCUUUGAGCGCGUGAGCGGCAGCAGCAUCGGCGGCGGCACGUUCUGGGGCCUGUGCCAGCUGCUGACUCAGCGCAGCAACUUCGACGAGAUGCUGGAGCUCAGCAUGUGCGGCGACAACGCCAGCGUGGACAUGCUGGUUGGCGACAUCUACGGCGGCCGUGACUACACAGCCAUAGGGCUCAGCGCCACAACCAUUGCCAGCAGCUUCGGCAAGGUUGUGUCGCAGGACAAGCAGCUGUCGGACUACAACCCGGCCGACAUGUGUCUGGCGCUAUGCCGCAUGGUGGCCUACAACAUAGGCCAGCUGGCGCACAUGACCGCCACCCGCCACGGCAUCAAGCGCAUCUUCUUCGGCGGCUACUUCAUCCGCGGCCACCCCUACACCAUGGACACAAUCAGCUACGCCAUCCGCUUCUGGAGCAAGGGCGAGAUGGCUGCCAUGUUCCUGCGGCACGAGGGCUUUCUGGGCGCGGUGGGCGCCUUCCUCACAGUGCACCCCAUGGCGGGCGUGGGAGGCGCCGGCGGCCGCAGCGGCGCGGCGGGCGAGAGCUCGGACGCACAGGCGCGCAAGGUCCGUGCCCGCUUCGUGGAGCGCUUCUCCAUGGGCGCCCCGCUCACCGGCGGCGCCGUGGUGGGGCCUGCAAUACGGGACGUCAGCGAGAAGGUCAGCUGGGUGGAGAAGUUUGUGGCGGCGGCCUCGGGCGUCGCGGGGGGAGGAGCGGCAGCAGCAGCAGCAGCAGCGCCCUCAGGGGUCACGGGAGGAGGAGCGGCGACACCAGCAGCAGCAGCAGCAGUAGCGGGAGGGGGUGCGGCAGGCGGCGACGCAGGGGCAGCGGGGGCGGGCGAGGCGGCGGCGGAGGGCGCGGCAUUGGAAGCCGGGCAGUCAGGGGCGCUUGAGCCGGCGGGAAGUGUCAGUGGCGCACCAGCGGCCGCGCCAGCGGCGGCGGCUGCAGCCACCAGCGCCGCAGUGGCGGCGGUGUCUCGGACCAUGUCGCUGUCCGACCAGCCGCUGACGUCACCGCACCCGUACGGCGGCGGCGGCGGGGGCGGCGGCGGCGGCGGCGGGGGCUCGCGGGCGGCGCCGCCGCGCAUGUCUCUGCAUGUGGGGGUGCUGCACUUCUCGCCCACGCUGGAGCCCUUCCCGCUGCUGGCUGACAUCGCCUCCUACGAGCCCAACACGCUGGACAUCACCGGCGACGAGGACGAGUGCCGCUGGUGGCUGGGCGUGCUGCGGCAGCAGAUACCCGUGGUGGUGGAGAAGGCGGCGGCCAGCGAGGGCGGAGGGGAGCUGCCCAGGAGGCGGGCGGCGGCGUUCGGCAGGGCGUUUGGCGCACAUCUGGACAAGCUGCAGGCUGAGCCGGGCAGCUACGGCGCACUGGGGCUGGGGGAGCUGUUUGAGAUGCGGGAGGAGUGCCUGCGGGAGUUCGGGUUCACGGACGUGUACAGGCUGGAGAAGCAGCGCGAGAACGCGGCGGCCCUGGCGGCGCUGCCCGACCUGCUGCGCGAGCUGGACUCGGAGCAGCCGCUGCCUGCCCGGCUGCUGUGCCUGGUGGAGGGCGUGCUAGCAGCCAACAUCUUUGACUGGGGCAGCCAGGCGUGCGUGGCACUGUACCGGGACGGAACCAUCCUGGACAUCUACAGAGCGGCGCGGGACCGGCUGGGCAAGCGGCCCUGGGCCCUGGACAACUUCGACGCCUUCGCGGCGCGCAUCAUGUCGGCAGUGGGCGACGGCCCCACGCCGCUGCGGCCGCCCUACCGGCGCGUGAUGAUGUUUGUGGACAACAGCGGCGCCGACAUCGUGCUGGGCAUGCUGCCGUUCGCGCGGGAGCUGCUGCGCCUGGGCUGCGAGGUAGUGCUGGUGGCCAACAGCCUGCCCGCCAUCAACGACAUAACGGCGCCCGAGCUGCGCUCCCUGCUGGCGGCCGCGGCGGAGAGCUGCCCGCUGCUCAAGGCGGCGCGCGAGGCGGCCGUCAAGGUGGAGAUGGCGACGGGGGGCCACGUGCCGCCCUACCCCGGCCUGCGCCCCGCCCGCCGCUCCAGCCCCAACCUCCUCCACCUACACCAGCAGCACCACCACCACCACCAACACCACCAACACCAGCAGGCGGCUGCAGCAGCGGCCGCCGCGGGCGGCCGCGCCAGCCACGAACGCUGCGCGGCCGCGGCCGCAUCCCCCUCCACCUCUGGACAGGAGCACCCAGCAACGCAGGUGCCUGCCGCGGUGGACGCGGCCCCCGCCUCUCCGCCAAGCGCCUCCGCCUCCGUGCCUGUUUCAGCAGCCGCAGCCCCCCAACCAGCAGCCGAUGCAGUCGGCUCUGGGCCCGGGCAGGGGCCGGCGGCAGGGCCUGGGCCAGGGUCCGCAACAGCAGCAGCAGCGGCGGCCCAAUCAGGCUCGGCGGGUCAGGCGGCGGGUCAGGCGGCAGCAGCAGGUGGCGGCCGCGGCGGCCAAGGGGGCCCACUGGGGGGUAGCUCGCCGCGGUGGCAUGCGGCCGCUGUGGACCCCGCUGUGAACCGGCCCGGGCCCAAGCUGUAUGUGGUGGCCAACGGGCAGGGCAGCCCCUGCCUGGACCUGAGGCGCAUACCUGACAAGCUGGCGGAGGCGUGUGUGGGUGUGGACCUGUUGGUGCUGGAGGGCAUGGGUCGCGCCGUGCACACCAACUUCAAGGCCCGCUUCACCUGCGACGUCCUCAAACUGGCCAUGAUCAAGACCGAGCGACUGGCGCAAAAGCUGUUCGGGGGCAACCUGUACGACUGCGUGUGUGUGUUUGACACGGGCGUGGCGCCGGGGCCCGGGCCGGUCAGCCCCGACCCCACCGCCGCUUAGGUUGGGCGGGGGGUUGGGGAUUAACUUUGAACCCAUCCCGGGGGGUUGGGGAGCAGAUGGAGGGGGCAUGCAUGGGGCAAGGUGCCAGGUGUGGCUUGGGAGCUGAAAGAGUUUGGCUGGUCGGUCAAAUUGAGGCUGGGGUUGAUUGCGACGUCGUGUGUGCGUUUGGAUGUUGGUGAGUGGUCAUGAUGUGGCAGUAGCUCCGGUUGAGUUGAAUGGACGGGUGGGGGUGGGGGCGGAGAAACGCUGUACGGCGCUCAGCGCUGUUAGCGUACGUGCGGAAUUUGGAUGGCAUACGUGCUGGCCUGCUUUGCCAGCUACGCUGCCCGACUUCACCGUGCAUCGUACAUGCAUGAGAUAGGGACAGAUGUUUGUUACGCUACAGCUCUCGCUCCCUGCCUCCUGUAGUCACAAUACUGUGGCUGACUGCUGCAACAAACACGCUUUCCCG
Chlamydomonas reinhardtii is the source of this 4083-nucleotide messenger RNA. RefSeq lists its product as uncharacterized. Gene Ontology annotation, biological process: coenzyme A biosynthetic process. Gene Ontology annotation, molecular function: pantothenate kinase activity; ATP binding. NCBI's taxonomy places the organism in Eukaryota, Viridiplantae, Chlorophyta, Chlorophyceae, Chlamydomonadales, Chlamydomonadaceae. The record is from RefSeq and is a predicted model, not a curated record. The transcript is spliced from 19 exons. Gene Ontology annotation, cellular component: cytosol; nucleus. Bases 72 to 3632 code for a protein of 1186 amino acids.